AUGUCCUGUCCCGUUGGUAGUGACGAUGUAUUUGGCCCGCGAGUUCUUUCAGAAUGCCGCUCAUUUGACUUCACCUUAUUAUUUGAAGAUGCGAUCUUCUCCCUCCUCCCAGCAGCCCUUUUUCUUGUCUUAGCCUUAUGUCGCCUCUCAGUUCUGAUCCGAGCGCCGAUCAAAGUAACUUCGCAUCGACUAGCAACAUGGAAACUGAUCUCCCUAGCCAUAUUGCUAGCCCUUCACAUUCUUUAUCUUGCAUUCCAGCUCCAGACAUCUCUGCUUCACACAAAGACCUCCUUGGCUGCAAGUCUACUAUCAUUAAUUGCUAUUACCGCAGCAUGCAUACUAUCCUGGUUGGAAGAUCAACGCACCGUCAGACCAUCCGAUAUAAUGGUGAUUUACUUUUUCGUGACGACACUACUAGCCCUGCCUCGAGCACGGACUUUAUGGCUUUUAUCUCCAAUUGUCAAAAAUCAAGCGAUACUCUGGACUCUCCUAAAUAUUGGUACAGCGACCGUCUUGUGUCUAGAAUCACUUCAUAAAACCAAAGUCCUACGCUUUGCCUAUAGAUCUAGCAAAGAAGGUACCUCAAGUUUUUGGGUUCGCAGUUUUUUUAUAUGGGUACUUCCCUUAUUUCGAAGCGGCUUCACUACAAUUCUCCGAGUUCACAACAUGCCCGAAUUAGACCAUAAUCUACAAGGGGUUUCCGCAGAACAGAGACUGAUCAAAGCAUGGCCGAGGACCAAAAAUGCCCGCCGUCAUCGGCUACUACAAGUCACUUUUUUAGCGUACCUCUGGUCCUUUGCCAGCGCGAUUUUACCGCGCUUAUGCCUCACGGCAUUCAAAUUUUGCCAACCCUUCCUGAUUAGUGCUACUUUGGAUUUUAUCAGCGCUUCUUCGAACCCGGACAGUCGAUAUCAGGGUCCUGCACUUGUGGGAGCUUUUGUAUUGACAUAUCUUGGAAUGGCUGUGUCCACUGCAGUAUACUGGCGUCAAUCCUUCCGUUUUAAUACCACAGUCCGAGCUGGCCUCAUCUCGCUACUUUAUCGGCAAACAAACAAACUACCUGCAGCCGAGUUUAAAUCAAAGCAGUCAAUCACACUGAUGGGGACGGAUGUAGAAAGAAUUAUAACCAAAUUCAGAUUUAUUCAUGAGGCUUGGGCAGCCCCAGUCGAUGUUGCUAUCGGAGUCUUUCUACUCGCCAGACAGCUCGGAGUCACUUGCCUGGUUCCGGCCGUCAUCUCUAUUCUCGCUGUUUUGGCCACGAUACCUGUUUCUUCAAAGUCUAAUUUAGCUCAAAAGCUCUGGAUUGAGCGCGUGCAGGCACGUCUCAGUACAACUUCCAGUAUGCUACAUGACAUGAAGUCCGUCAAGAUGCUGGGCCUUGGCGACAAGCUAUACGCCUGUCUUUCUCAGCUACGCAAGAUAGAGUUGCAAGUAUCUGAAAAAUUUCGGAUUCUGCUUAUCUGGCAAGUUGCUUUAUCCAACGUGCCUGUCACUUUUGCACCCUUUGCAACAUUCGCUAUUUUUGCAAUCGCUCAAUCGCUUCAUGGUGGAGAAUCGCUUCUUUCAAAUCGCAUGUUUACUUCGCUUUCCUUAAUUUCCCUGAUGACGGAUCCGCUGCUUAUCUUUAUCCAAACCCUUCCGGCACUUUGGGAAUCCUUGUCGUGCUUUGACCGCAUCGAAAGAUAUUGCACCCAGGCACCUAUAGAUUUCCCUCAAAAACCUUUGCUAGCCGAAAGAGAAGUGGAGUUGACUGAGAACCAUGUGUCGAUGCCCGAAUUUUCUGGAGCUAUACUUGAAUUCAAUAACGCAAGUUUUUCUUGGUCUCAAGAAGCUCCAGCUCUACUCCACGACUUGAGCCUUUCGAUCAAGAGGGGAGAAAUUUCCGUAUUCAUUGGAUCAAUUGGAAGCGGAAAGACUACGUUAUUGGAAAGCAGUCUAGGUGAAACAGUACUGAUGGCCGGUUCCAUGUCUCGGUUCUCUACCGAUGUUGCUUACUGUCCACAAGCCCCAUGGAUUACGAAUGAUACUCUUCGCCAGAAUAUCAUAGGACCUGCGCCAUAUGAUUCCAAAUGGUAUAACUUUGUCAUCUGGGCUUGCUCUCUUGAUGCUGAUUUUGAUAACAUCCUUGGUGGAGAUCUUUCAAAGGCUGGAAGUGGAGGGAUAACCCUCAGCGGUGGCCAGAAGCAAAGAAUUUCCCUCGCGCGAGCUGUUUAUUCCCGAGCACCAACUUUGAUCCUCGAUGAUGUCUUCAGCGGGCUUGACACCAAGUCUGUCUCCGCUAUAUCCACUCGUCUACUCGCACCAAAUGGCCAUUUCCGAGAAUCUGGCAGGACGGUCAUUCUUGCGACACAUAAUCAUCGCUUGCUUCCAUACGCAGACAAUGUUGUAUUGCUUGAGAAUGGCAGGAUCUCGAAAAGUGGGUCGUAUGACGAAAUCCGCGGAAGUCUACCACAUGACAAUCACAGUCAAGACAGCGCCGAUUCAUCAAUUCAAGAGGCGAUUGGUUCCCAAAAAGACAAAGUUGAGACUUCUCUGAACAGAUUCACCAGCAAUGCAGAUGAUGAGAAUGCCGAGCUGAAUCCGUCACGUCGAGAUGGAAAUUGGUCUGUGUAUAGAUACUAUUUUCGAUCUGCUGGACUCGUGGUCAUGCUAAUUCUGGUCUUUCUGGUUUUGGUCUGCGGCUUCGCGGACAGGUUUUCCACGGUGUGGCUUCAGCAAUGGUCCGAUGCCAAUGAGCAGAAUCCAAACCAGGAUAUUGGCAUGUAUAUCGGCGUUUAUGCCCUCUUAUUUACUGUUUCGCUGAUUGGGCUCCUUGUUGGGUGCUGGCUUCUAUUUGUUAUCCUUAUCACCAACACCGGUCGUACAAUGCACUCGGAUCUUCUCAAGUCAACUUUGAGUGCGCCAUUUAGCUUCUCGCAGAAGGUCGACGCCGGUUUGAUACUGAACCGAUUCAGUCAAGAUCUUGAACUGAUCGACAUGAACCUCCCAGCGUUUUUAAUGAAUACAAUGAUCUCUUUCGCAAAUUGUUGCGUUCUGCUUGUCAUUCUCUGCGUGGAGGGAAAAUAUCUCUCCAUUACUAUUCCCGCCCUGGCAGUCACUUUAUUCUUCGUGCAGAGUUACUACCUCCGAACCUCUCGUCAAGUCAGACUCCUUGAUAUCGAGGCCAAGUCACCCCUAUUCACGCACUUUGUGGAAACUAUGCAGGGCAUCUCAGUCAUUCGGGCUCUGCGGUGGCAAGUACCUUUCCAAAAUCGCCUUCAGGAGCUACUUAACCAGUCUCAGAAACCCUUUUACAUGCUCUACUGUAUCCAACAGUGGCUGCAGCUAGUCCUUGAUUGUAUUGUUAUGGCCCUCGCUGUCAUUCUCGCGUCGCUUGUCAUAUCUCUUAAAGACAAGUUUAGUCCCGGCGCCAUCGGUGUUGCCCUGAAUUUGAUUUUAAACUUCAACCAAGAUCUCAUGCAGCUUAUUCGGUCUUGGACCAUUCUAGAAACGUCAAUUGGGGCUGUUGCUCGCGUACAAGACUUCACUUCUACGACUCCAGCGGAAGACCAAGAUCGGGGUGAGCUAGCGACUGUUUCAUCUAAGUGGCCUGAGCAGGGCGAGUUGGAAUUCCGCAGUGUUGUCGCAGCGUAUAGUCCUGAAUCUCCACCAAUCCUGAAGAACCUAUCACUUGUGAUCUCACCCGGUCAGAAAAUUGCCGUCUGUGGCCCGUCAGGCAGUGGCAAGACCUCACUGAUCCUUGGUCUAUUGCAGAUGAUUGAGCUGCAGGGAGGUCAAAUUAUCUUGGAUGGUGUGGACCUGUCUAGCGUGGCAUCCACCAUGGUACGCUCCCGGGUCAACGUGGUCCCCCAGGAGCCAUUCUUUAUGCCCGGCACAUUGCGAUUUAAUUUGGACCGUGAUUUAGAGCAAAAGCCAGUGUCUGACGAAACUCUCAUCCACGCCCUUGAAACAGUCGGUCUAUGGAAGAAGGUCUGCGAUAAUGGCCAUCGGGGUGAAGAACUGGAUCAGCCACUUGCUAUCUCGAAUUGGUCGGCGGGCGAACGCCAGCUGCUCUCCUUGGCUCGUGCAUUGAUUAUGAAGAGUUCGAUUCUUGUUCUGGAUGAAGCCACAAGCAGCGUGGACUGGGAGACCGAAAAUACCAUGCAGACGAUUAUUGAACAAGAGUUCGCGUCUCAGACUGUGGUGUCCGUCAUUCAUCGCCUCCGUUAUAUCGAACGCUAUGAUCGAGUCGCACUGCUCAAGCAGGGCCGACUAGUCGAAUAUGAUAGCCCGCGGGAGUUGUUGUCGCGACCGUCCGAAUUCCAGUCUUUCUAUCGGACGAAGCAGGUAGAAUGA
This is a messenger RNA of Penicillium macrosclerotiorum, 4335 nucleotides long. RefSeq lists its product as uncharacterized. NCBI's taxonomy places the organism in Eukaryota, Fungi, Ascomycota, Eurotiomycetes, Eurotiales, Aspergillaceae. Gene Ontology annotation, biological process: transmembrane transport. The transcript has 14 exons. The coding region runs from base 1 to 4335 and encodes 1444 amino acids. Gene Ontology annotation, cellular component: membrane. The record is from RefSeq and is a predicted model, not a curated record. Gene Ontology annotation, molecular function: ATP binding; ABC-type transporter activity; ATP hydrolysis activity.